AUGGCGCGAAUAUUGAGCUGUGAAAUUCUUUUGUUAAUAGCAAUCAGCCAUAUGAACAAUUUUAGGGUGUUAGCGAGAACCAUGUCAACAAUUGCGAAGAGUUUUGAGUCCCACAUGGUGGUGCCUGAUGUCGUGUCCAAAGCCCCUGAAGCGAUAGUGUCCGUGAAGUACCCAAGCGGUGUGGAAGUGGACGAAGGCAACGUGUUGACUCCCACCCUGGUGAAGGACAUUCCCACGGUCUCAUGGGAGGCUUCAUCUGACCAGUUCUACACACUCGCCAUGACCGACCCCGAUGCGCCUUCCCGCCAAGACCCCAAAUUCCGUGAAUGGCACCACUGGCUUGUAGGCAACGUUCCCGGUAACAACGUAGCUGCCGGCGAGACCCUGUCGCAAUACGUCGGCUCCGGGCCCCCAAAAGGCACAGGCCUCCACAGAUACGUCUUCCUCGUGUACAAACAGCCUGGCAAACUGGAAUUCGACGAGCCUAGGCUUACUAACAAAUCCGGCGACAACCGUGGAAAGUUCUCGAUCGCCAACUUCGCCAAGAAGUACAACUUGGGAGAUCCCAUCGCGGGCAACUUGUACCAAGCUGAGUACGACGAUUACGUGCCGAUUUUGUACGAACAACUCGGCGCCUAA
Molecule: messenger RNA, 639 nt
Organism: Spodoptera littoralis (African cotton leafworm)
Lineage: Eukaryota; Metazoa; Arthropoda; Insecta; Lepidoptera; Noctuidae
Source: the annotation of a GenBank genome assembly